Messenger RNA from Colletotrichum abscissum, 1509 nucleotides. RefSeq names its product glycosyltransferase family 2. The record is from RefSeq and is a predicted model, not a curated record. Lineage: Eukaryota; Fungi; Ascomycota; Sordariomycetes; Glomerellales; Glomerellaceae. The coding region runs from base 1 to 1509 and encodes 502 amino acids. The transcript has 4 exons.
AUGGCAGACAUCAUGAAUCUCUUCUUGCCCAACCUUGGCUUCGGUUGGUCUCCUACCGCCUGGAUGUACCUGUUCAUCGCCCUUUGGCUGCAUCGUUACACCCGCCUCCUUGUCAACUGCGUCAGCCACUGGGUCUACAAGUCCAAGCCGAUUCCCGCCAACCCUACCUUCACAGCUGACGAUGUUACCGUCAUCAUCCCCACCAUUCACAAUGUCUUCGAGGAGCUUCGCCCUUCUCUGCUCAGCAUCAUCGCCUGCAACCCUCGCGUUCUGAUGCUCGUUACUACCAGCGAGAAGCAUGCCUCUCUUGAGAAGCUUGCUCGCAGCCUUCCUCACCCUAAUGUGCAGGUCUACUCUACCCCCAUUGCCAACAAGCGUCUUCAGGUCUGCGAGGCUCUGCCCAAGGUGACUACCAAGCUCACCAUCAUGGCUGACGAUGAUGUCACCUGGCCUUCUACCAUGAUGCCCUGGAUUCUUGCUCCCUUCGAAGACCCCAAGAUUGGCGGUGUCGGCACUUGCCAGAGAGUUAAGCGCGUCUGGGAUGGCCCGCUAUCCACUCGCAUCUUCAACUGGCUCGGCGCUGCCUACAUUGAGAGACGCAACUUCGAGAUCUCGGCCACCCACAACCUCGACGGCGGUACUUCCUGCAUGUCUGGCCGAACUGGUGCCUACCGAUCUGAGAUUCUGUCCAGCCACGACUUUCUUGAGGGCUUCAAGACCGAGAAAUGGGGCAAGUAUAUCCUGAACGCCGACGACGACAACUUUGUCACUCGCUGGCUCGUCAGCCACCAGUGGAAGACUUGGAUCCAGUACGAGAAGGAGUGUGAGCUCGAGACCACUCUGGAGAACAGUACCAAGUUCCUCUACCAGUGCUCCCGCUGGGCUCGCAGCAAUUGGCGUAGCAACUGGACCAGUCUUGUCCGCGAGAGAUACGUUCUCACUCAGCAGCCCUGGUGCACUUAUGCUCUCCAUAUUGCAACCUUCACUUCCUUGGCGUUCCUCUUCGACCCCCUCAUCAUCUUUGCUUUGUGGAAGGGUACUGCCGACUGGGACGCUGAGUACCGCCACCAGGCCCUCUGGGCUCAGAUCAUCUUCGUGUUCGGCUUCACCAAGGUCGUCAAGCUCGUGAACCUAUUCCGUCGCAACCCUAGCGAUAUUCUCUUCCUGCCCGUCUCUAUCCUCUUUGGAUGGGCCCAUGGAAUCAUCAAGCUUUACGCCUUGUCUACCCUCAAGAUGACCUCCUGGGGCAGCAGAGCCGAUGGUGAUACCAACGAUGACAUCCGUCUGACUCCUCGUCCCAAGCGAGCCAUGAGUCUGACCACGCCCCCUGGUGGCCAGGACCUCGUUCGCUACCGCUUCGAGCGCCAGAUGACCGAGAAGGUCUCCGACUGGCACCGCCCUGCUAACGAGGCGCGCCGACCCCAGACCGUGCGCAUGAACACCUUCCCCGCGAAGGAUAUCAAGGCGCCUCACGUCACCUUCUCCCUCCUGGAGCACCCCACGGACUAG